Molecule: messenger RNA, 1666 nt
Organism: Carya illinoinensis
Lineage: Eukaryota; Viridiplantae; Streptophyta; Magnoliopsida; Fagales; Juglandaceae
Product: ABSCISIC ACID-INSENSITIVE 5-like protein 3
Exons: 3
Coding region: 456-1325 (289 amino acids)
Biological process (GO): positive regulation of DNA-templated transcription
Cellular component (GO): nucleus
Molecular function (GO): DNA-binding transcription factor activity
Source: RefSeq, a predicted model, not a curated record
AGGCAAUACCAAACCAGAUCGAGGAACUGAUAUAUAUUUAUAUAUAUAGAUAUAUAUAGCGCGCUACAUAUAUAUAUAUAUACAUAAAGAGAGAGAGAGAGUCGUUUCGUAAUGGUUGGGUCAGGAAAAUUAGCUCCAUAUCCCACUAAAAUAGCAAGAAAAUCAGGUGUGGUUGUUGAGAUGAACAACUCUCUAUCUCUCUCUCUUUCUAUAAAAUAGGAUCGUUUUCAACGAAUCAGCGCCCGCCAGAAUAUAAUUUCUCACUGGUUCGUCGAUCUCUCUGGCGGCUCCGAUUUCAUUUAUGAGAACCUUGUAUUUCUUUGAGCUAGAUCUUCAGAUUUAAGCAGUGUGUAUGUAAAUUCGACUGCCCUGAUAGCGUGCGUUUUCCACAUGUGCUUGCGAAUUUAUUUGCUUUGAAGUCUCCAGAAAUUUAUGCAAAUUUAGUGUUCGGGUGAAUGGCUGAUAGAACAAUGGUGUCUCCCAAUAAUGCUCAGGAGCCACACUUUCCGCCUCUUCUAGCCAGACAAUGCUCUCUGUAUAAUCUCACCUUCAAUGAGGUUCAGAGACAGCUCGGAAACAUAGGAAAACCUUUGAGUCGUAUGAAUUUGGAUGAGUUAUUAAGGAAUGUGAUAUUGGUUGAAGAGGGCAGGCUCGUGCAACAAAAUUCUUCUAAUUCUUCCUCGUCAUCUGCUUCAUUCUUUCUUGGGAAUCUUAAUUUGAAUGGAACUUUGAGUAGGAAGACUGUCGACGAGGUAUGGAAGGAAAUUGUUCACCGGCAGCAUGUGAAUGAGGUGGCCAACCAGUCGGUACAGCAACAACUAACACUUGGAGAAACAACACUCGAGGAGUUUCUAGUUCGUGCUGGGGUCAUUAAUCCUCAGCCAAUAAUGGCAAUUGAUCCGAUGGUAAUGCUGUCUCCACAGACGGAUUGGUUGCCAUUUCAAAUGGCGUCUGUCCAACAGCAGGAGCUGCAGAUGACAGUGCUGGAUUCAAAUUUCAAUGUUUCUGAAUCGGUUUAUGAGAACCCGAUUGUGGAUGUGGGUUUCUCGGAGAACCAACUGGCCAUGCCAGCACCAAUGCCAGCAAUAUCAUCGACAUGUUCAGAUUCUCAUCUAGCUACCCAAAGGAAGCUCAGAUGUUCAGAUUUAAUGGAGAAGACUAUUGAGAGGAGACAGAAGAGGAUGAUCAAGAACCGGGAGUCGGCUGCUAGGUCAAGGGCAAGGAAGCAGGCUUACACCCAACAGUUGCUGCAAGAUGUGUCUGACCUAACGGAAACAAACAGCUUGCUCAAAAGGCAAAAGAUUCAACGGCAGCCUUUGAUAUGAUGUGUGUGGGAACGUGUGUGCGCUUGUGUUUGUGUCUAUACAGAUGUGCAUACAUGUGUUAAUGAUCUAGGGAGUAGAGGGACAAAUGCACUCAUUCGUUGAUCAACCGAUCUCUAUUAUGCUUGAAGAUGGGAUAGAGAUGCAUUCCUUGACGUUUAGCGCAGAGAAAUCUGUUAUAACAACAGUAAAAGUCUUAUGCUGUUCUGUUUGCUUCAGUUCAUUGUGAUGUAAACCUAUGGGUUUGGAUGCCUUAUGUGAGGACCCAAUGAAAGCACGAGCUACAUCUGGCCUUAUACUCUAAAAGGAUUAGUCAAUAUUACAAUUAGAGCAUAUUGAAAUCA